AGCGCUUGAACUUCGACCUUGACCAUCGUUUUGGAGCAUCCUCAAGCUCGAGCUUUCGCCAAGAUUUAUUGUGGGCUUUCCUUUCUAAAUUCUCUUUCCUGAUCAUAUAGUUUCUCAGGGAACUCAGGAGUAAAGUCCUCGCGUAGUACAUCACCAGACUCAACUUUUCUUCUUCCAGUAGGGGAAGCAACAUCUCUCUCUUACGAGGACGCCAUUCAUCAAGUUAUGAUAUAUGAACGCUCACUUUUCUGAACGAACGGCCUUGACCUUGACAAUACGAGCUGUAUGCUUCAGAUGGAUGGGUAACCACGCACAACCACUUCUCCAACCUGCUAUCUGGUCUUAUACCCUCAUUGGUAAAAAAUUUAUCCAAAGUUGCCAUCCAUGACAAGUCUUCUCCCUUCUCCUCAAUUGCAUACCCCCUUUGUUUUCAUCCCCUUCCACGACCCGGUUCCUGGAAGAUACCAGUCUUCGCUGUUAGUGGUUGUACAUCCCAACGGAUUCCACUCCACUUUCCUGCUCGUUCAUACGCAUGAUUCUGGGCGCUAUUUGUCUCGGUGUCGCGUGGGAGAUGGUAUGGCUCUUAACGAAGGCUAGUCUCACGGUGCUCUCCAGCAACAAAAACGUUCGUCAACUUUCCGGAAGAAUGUAGUCUCAAACGGAAUUGCCUCCACCACUGAACCGAUCAGAGACAGUCCGGCACUCCCCGCCGCCACCACCAUCAGAGACCGAACGCGGGAAGCGAAUCCCUUCGCCUCCAUCACCUGCUACGAUACCUCCUAGUUCAUCUCAUUAUCCUCCCUCCACCCUCACUAGCUACCACGUCCUCCUUACCGGUGACUGUGCAGCCGACAAACUACGGACCCCUUUCUGCUCUUCAGGACUUUCCCGCUCGCCGCUGGGAGUGACUGAGGCUGCAAGGAUACGUUCAGGCACUCGUUCAUGAUUUCUUCGUACCGAGAUCUAAAAGCGACCAGGGAUGUUAUCGAGGAAGCUCAUGAGACGUAGACCUGUUCAUUCAAAUGUCGUUCGAGAUUUCCUCCAGGGGCCCGACUUGGCACCCGGAAAGCAUUUCAAACCCAUUACCUCCUCGAACGACCUUGUCGGCCCAAUAUCCGAACUCUAGCCUCCGCUGCCUGUACAUAGAUCUUGCGGCAUCUCAUCGCGGGCGUCUAUCUCUCUGUCAACUCUCUUCUUUUCGCUGCCUAUGAUGGAAAUGCCUUGUGCGAAACUCGUAGGAUCCGAUAUGCGAUAGGCGCGAGACUUUUUAUAUUCGAUGAUGUGCACAAGAACCCGUAGAAAGUGCGGAAAGGGGGUGUGGGAGAUGCAGGUAUGAAGUCCGUGGUUGUCGAUUUUGGAUUGUUGGUGGGGUUUGGAAAAGGCUGUUGAGCCAAUGGCGACCUCGAGUGGAUGGACGAGAGGUUCGUGUUCGCCAACGACUUUGGUGGUGGAAGUUUUGCUGCUCGUAGAGAUCGGAUGAUGAAGUCUUGACCUGCGUCUGUUCUCGACAAUACAAACACCUGGGGAAAAUCCGACCGAAAAGAAGGGUUAACAGUUGGGUAUGUAUAUGAGGAAUGAUUAAUGACCCCGAAUGACUCCGAAAUCGACGAUGUACCCGACCUGGUGAUAUGUAAACGUCGUCUUCCUCGGCUCUCUCGGAGUCUACGGCCUCUCACCCGAACCGAACAUUUCGCCAGGCAUUCUGCAAGUUCUCUUUUACCAAGGAAUAAGUUCGAUUGAGCGAAAAGUCGAAAGUAAAGUCGAAAUUGAAAGCAACCGCCACGUAGUAACCCCACCUCGCUUACUUACCAAGGGUCGGCCUGCAGGGCCGGCCACGAAUACAAAACCAGCCACGAAAUAGAAGUUUUGUUCUUCUAACCACCUACUACCAUGGGUGUCGCGUACUUGUUUUUUGCCCUCCUAUGUCUCUCUGCUGAUGUCGAGCCUGCUUCCGUCAAGGCGAAUGGAGUCGGUGAUCCUUUCGCGCUCGUGGCGAAUCGAUACAUUCUUGAACUAGACCCAAGUUCCGCAAAUGAUGCUAAGCGGGGCUACGCUGCUGUACACCAACAAUUAUACCAGGGUCUCGAGUCGCGGGAUGUGACGCACAAUGUCAACAAGGAAUUUAACCAUACUCAUUUUGUCGGCGUCUCAGUCACAUUAAAGAGUUCUGAUGAUGUUUCCAAAUUGAGUACCAUUCCUGGCGUGAAAGCGAUACGUCAAGCCCGCAGGUUCUCCGGCCCUCGCCCUGUGUCUGCUCGUGGCCUCUCAAGUGAAAAGAACUGGAAUUCUAUACCCGUCUCACAAUCAAGUCAUGUCCUUACUGGCGUAGACAAGCUUCAUGCUCAAGGCGUUACUGGUGAAGGAAUUAAGAUCGCGAUUAUUGACACAGGUGUCGAUUACACCCAUCCUGCUCUGGGAGGUGGCUUUGGACCUGGCUUCAAAAUAGUCGGAGGAUACGAUUUUGUCGGAGACAACUACAGGCCCGGCAAAAGUGAUCCAGUUCCGGACCCGGAUCCCUUGGAUCAAUGCCUUGGACACGGUACUCAUGUCGCGGGAAUAAUCGGAGCCAACCCCGGAACCAAUCCCUUCAAUAUCAGCGGGGUUGCUUAUUCGGCUUCACUCUCGGCUUAUCGCGUCUUUGGGUGUCACGGUGGUCAAACUGAAGAUGAAGUGAUUAUCGACGCUAUGUUGAGAGCAGUGGAGGAUGGGCAUGACAUCAUAACAUUGUCAAUUGGCACAGCCGGCGAGUGGCCAGGGUCAACUUCUUCAGUCGUUGCGGGCAGGAUCGCAGAAUCUGGAAUGGUCGUCACAGCAGCAGCUGGAAAUGAUGGGGCGUCGGGCCCUUGGUACGCCUCUGCUCCUGGAAACGGAAAUGGUGUCAUUUCCGUGGCCAGUGUGGAUACCACGUUUUUCCCCGUACUGACCGCAACGGUCAAAGGCGCAACCCAUGAUCCAAUACCAUACUACGCAGUGUCCCCAUUGUCGCCAGUAAGCACGCCGUUCCCUGUUUAUGCUACUUCGAAUGAUACCACGGCGGUGGAUGAUGCCUGUAAUCCACUUCCGGACUCCACUCCUGACCUGUCAUCAUUCGUGGUGCUUGUACGCAAAGGCACAUGCCCUGUUAUGCAACAGAUGACUAAUAUUGCGGCCAAGGGAGGAAAUUUAACUUUGGUUUACAACAACGUUCCGGGUCUUGAAGAACUUAAUGUUAGUAGGAACUUCAAGGCCGCAUUAAUUAUAGCUGAAGACGGAGAGUUCCUUGUCCGGCAACUCGCUGCGGGCGUGCCGGUGGCGAUAUCUUUCGAUGGAGACCUGGUGCAGUUCCAGGACCCAGCAGGAGGACUUGUUUCCUCAUUCUCGAGCUUUGGCCCCACAGAGGACAUGUAUUUCAAACCGUCCGUCGGUGCACCUGGGGGCAAUAUCCUUUCCUCGGUGCCCGAAUCGUGGGGUCUAUAUUUACUUGCAUCUGGGACAAGUAUGGCGACUCCCUUUGCUGCAGGAAGUGCCGCCUUGCUGCUCCAAGCGACAGGGAAAUCAUACGAGGUUGCGCGCAACAUUCGAACCCUCUUUCAAACGACCGCUGUUGCCGUCCCUUCGAACCACACGGAGGGCGCUGUGUUGCAAACGGUCACUCAGCAAGGGGCAGGGCUUAUCAACGUGUUCAACGCAGCGCAUACUACAACAUUCGUGUCGCCCGGUGAACUCCUUCUAAAUGAUACGGUAAAUUUCCAGGCAGUACAAAACUUUACGGUCUUCAAUAAGGCGUCUUCACCACAGACGUACCAGAUUUCCCACAAACCUGCUGGAACAGCUGCCACCGUGACCCCAGGAACAAUCUUUACCGCUGUUGGACCCGUGCCCCUUUCAAACGACUUCGCCAGUCUUGUCCUCAGUGUUACGACAUUUAUGUUGCAAGCCGGCGAGAGUAAGACCAUUACAGCUAACUUUACACCUUUACGCGUGGACCCUGACGCGUUCCCUGUGUACUCUGGGUUCAUCCAAAUCUCGUCCGACGCCGAAGAUCAGGCUCCGCUUCAUGUGCCGUAUUUGGGACUCGCAGCUUCUCUCAGGGACAAACAAGUCGUCGAUGACACUGACGUGGUUCUUGGAAUCAAAGUGCCUGCCAUUCUCAAUGCCACCGGUGAUGUUCAGAAAGUCACAACAAAUUAUACGUUCGAAGAAGAGGACUUUCCGUCGGUUCUUCUACGACUUGUCUUCGGAACGGCCAAGCUUCGAUUUGAUUUAGUCAAUGAUAAUAUUGAGAUAAAUACAACCCUCAACAAGCAGGUUUCCUUUGAAGAAGCUGAAUCAACCUUCGAGUUCCUCGGCGAACGACCUGGAGGAACCUUCGGGGAUGUGCCCAUUGUUGGCUCCCUGGAUGAGUUUAACUACCUCGCUCGUAAUAGUCUCGAGGAAGACGGAGAUCCUUUCUAUCAGUUCAAUAUCACUACACCGACAUUCGCCAAUGGGAUGGCUAUUCCUAAUGGCACCUAUAAGAUCCUUCUCAGAGCUUUGAGAGUUACUGGAGACCCUGCGAAUGAGUCGGAUUAUGAGAGUUGGCUGAGUCCGAUUGUGGGCGUGACUGUUCCUUGA
This is a messenger RNA of Marasmius oreades (fairy-ring Marasmius), 4593 nucleotides long. RefSeq lists its product as uncharacterized. NCBI's taxonomy places the organism in Eukaryota, Fungi, Basidiomycota, Agaricomycetes, Agaricales, Marasmiaceae. Bases 1891 to 4593 code for a protein of 900 amino acids. The transcript is spliced from 31 exons. Gene Ontology annotation, biological process: proteolysis. Gene Ontology annotation, cellular component: cell wall; membrane; cytosol. The record is from RefSeq and is a predicted model, not a curated record. Gene Ontology annotation, molecular function: tripeptidyl-peptidase activity; serine-type endopeptidase activity.